This is a messenger RNA of Lottia gigantea (owl limpet), 390 nucleotides long. RefSeq lists its product as hypothetical. The transcript has a single exon. Lineage: Eukaryota; Metazoa; Mollusca; Gastropoda; Lottiidae. Bases 1 to 390 code for a protein of 129 amino acids. The record is from RefSeq and is a predicted model, not a curated record.
AUGAAGCCAGAAACUUUAGUUAUGAAAAUAAUAGAAGCUAUUGAAACAGCUUUCCCAACUGUAAUAACUUACAAUGGUAAAAAAAUCAACAUAACUAAAAAACUUAUUGAUAAAUACAAAUAUUGUAAAGUCAGAGACGAAAUAGACUUAGAAAGAAUUGACGCGAAUGCAGAAGAAGGUGGAUUUUUACCUUUCCUACCUUUGAUAUUUGCCGGUCUUACCGCCGCGGAUGCAGUAGCUGGAGGUACAGCUGCUGGAGGAAAAGCUGCCAAUGCAGAUAAAGCAGCUGCAGUAAAAGCUGCCGAAGAACAUAGACAUAAUUUAGUAAUUGAAAAGGAAGCACAGAAAUUACCUUCUGCAAAAAAGGUUCAGGAGUGGCAGAAAUAUUAG